AUGGCGCCCUUGGGAGAUCUUACUAUAGAUCGAUCACAGGUUGACGACCUCAACCACCAAGCAAUCCUAAUCUGGACCGAGUUUCAUGUUUCCAAGGGACUAGAGCUGGAUAUCGAAUGGGCUGGACAUUUCCAGCCACUGCUUCGGGCCCCAGGGCACGAGGGUUCCGGGUAUGCAAGAGUGCAGGAGCGCCCGGAUACGAUUCUUCUAGUUACAGCAUGGGAGAGAGCCUCGGAUAUGAGGGCAUUUACGGCCUCGCCUUCCGCCCAGCUCUAUUGGGAGAACCUCGAGGCUAGAGGAAUCAGAGCUAUAUCCUCUCGAGAGACAUUUUCGCGGAGGAGCUCCGACUAUGUGGGCCCCCGCUGGUUUGAUACGUUAACCCGCUCUUAUGUAGAAUUGUUCUGGAUAUACUUUUCGACACCGGUGACUGAUACCUAA
This is a messenger RNA of Penicillium griseofulvum, 438 nucleotides long. Its product is annotated as Dimeric alpha-beta barrel. Bases 1 to 438 code for a protein of 145 amino acids. The transcript is spliced from 2 exons. The record is from RefSeq and is a predicted model, not a curated record. NCBI's taxonomy places the organism in Eukaryota, Fungi, Ascomycota, Eurotiomycetes, Eurotiales, Aspergillaceae.